Molecule: messenger RNA, 3426 nt
Organism: Galendromus occidentalis (western predatory mite)
Lineage: Eukaryota; Metazoa; Arthropoda; Arachnida; Mesostigmata; Phytoseiidae
Product: manganese-transporting ATPase 13A1
Biological process (GO): transmembrane transport; intracellular calcium ion homeostasis
Cellular component (GO): endoplasmic reticulum membrane
Molecular function (GO): P-type ion transporter activity; ATPase-coupled monoatomic cation transmembrane transporter activity; ATP hydrolysis activity
Source: RefSeq, a predicted model, not a curated record
UCUAACCCACAGAUGCCGUUGGACGAUCUCGUCACUUCGGUGGAGACAUUCGUAUGGCGACCUCCGCUGAAAGAUGGUCGGGUGUGGCCUUUCGGGAUCAUCUAUGCCGCUUGGGCGGGAAUCCUCGGUCCCGGGUCCGAGUAUGGUGUCCUUGCGCUACCGGCGAUCAUCGUUCUACAGGCUCUCGUCUUCCUGGCAGUCCAUUGGUCCGUCGAUAUUCGGCGAAUACUGUGUUGCACAAGGGUUCCAGCAGAAGAAGCCGAAACCUGUCUAGUUCGUCCAACCGAGAACAAUGGCAGCGCGGAGUUCGUGAACCUCUGUAGAGACCGUCAGACUCGAUAUUUUAUUUUCCAAAAAACUAAGUACAUCCUGAAAGCAGAAACGUCGGAAUUCGAGCCCCUCAGAUACCCAAUCGAUAAACAGCUCUCAGACUACGUCAAAGCUGUCGGCCUGGAUGACGAUCAUGCGAACCACGGUAGGAGUCACUUUGGCAUCAAUCUCCUCAACAUCGAUGCUCCCGAAUUCUGGCCUCUCUUCAUUGAGAGGGCCACGGCACCAUUCUUCGUCUUUCAAGUGUUCUGCGUCGGACUCUGGUGCUUGGACGAGUACUGGUACUAUUCGUUAUUCACUCUGAUGAUGCUGAUCAUGUUCGAAUGCACACUGGUUCAACAAACCAUGCGGAAUUUAUCUGAAAUUCGACGUAUGGCGGACUACUCAUCUCCCCGGAAAAUGCUCGCCUACCGGAAUCGACGCUGGAUCCAAAUCUCUAGCCAGGAGCUCGUUCCAGGCGAUUUGAUAUCGGUCACCCGUUCCGAGGACGCCCUGCCUUGCGACGUUCUACUCCUACGCGGAACGGCCGUUGUCGACGAAUCGCUGCUCACUGGGGAAUCUAUACCUUUGAUCAAGGAGGGACUCGAUCAGACAGAUAAUUUUGAACGCCUACUCGACCUGCAGAGCGACACCAAGCUCCACGUUCUGUCCGGCGGGACGAAGGUCUUGCAGCAUACAGGGCCGGGGAAGACUUCGGGUGGCGUGAAGCCGUCCGAUAGCGGCUGCUUAGGGUACGUCCUGCGCACAGGAUUCAGCACUUCACAGGGGAAACUGCUGCGAACCAUCCUGUUCGGAGUGAAGAGGGUCACGGCGAACAACAAGGAAACGUUCGCCUUCAUCAUGUUCCUUCUCGUCUUCGCGAUCGCAGCGGCCUCGUACGUCUGGACGAAAGGAGUUCAAGAUCCGACCCGUAGCCGUUACAAGUUGAUGUUGGAGUGCACCCUCAUUCUAACGUCGGUGGUCCCGCCAGAGCUACCGAUCGAGCUGUCUCUCGCUGUGAAUUCCUCCCUGUUAGCUCUGGCGCGACUCGGGAUCUUCUGCACAGAAGCGUUCAGGAUACCGUUCGCCGGGAAGGUGAAUAUCUGCUGCUUCGAUAAAACGGGAACCCUAACGUCCGACAAACUGCAAAUCGACGGUGUUGCUCAAAUCGGCGGGGACGUCGUACCCGCCAAAGACUCGUCGAUCGAGACGCUACGGGUCAUGGCGUCCUGCCAUUCGCUCGUCCAGACGGAUGCGGGACUAGUGGGGGAUCCGCUGGAGAAGGCUACUCUCAGUUCGAUCGAGUGGUCCGUGACGAAAAACGAUGCCUGCACUCCCAACCGAGGGAAACAAUUCGGAAUGAAAAUCCACCGCAGGUUCCACUUCAGCUCUGCGCUCGGCCGAAUGUCUGUCAUCACGUCUAGUCUCAAGCCCGUCAUCGAGGUCGAGUACAUCAGCACCGUGAAAGGCGCACCCGAGGUCUUGCGGUCGAUGCUGAAGGAAGUACCCGACGGGUAUGAUGAAACCCACAGAGAACUUUCUUUUAACGGAGCCAGAGUUCUCGCAUUGGCUUAUAAAGAGCUCGGGGUUCUGGAUAGCGCAAGGCUCCGGGAACUAACACGUGACGACGUGGAAUCCCAGCUGAUAUUCUGUGGGUUCCUGGUCGUUAGCUGUCCGAUCAAAAAAGACUCUCUGCAGGCCAUUCGUCAGAUCAAGCACUCGUCUCACCACGUGACAAUCAUCACUGGGGACGCGCCUCUCACCGCGUGUCAUAUAGCUAGGGAACUCGGUUUCGUGUCGAAACCGUGCCUCGUAUUGGACCCGGUCGAGAAAAAGUGGACCGGUCAUAACGCACCGAGCGUCGCUUUCGGGGAAAUUCUACCCCUUGAUCACGAUUACUGCGUCACUGGAGACGGUCUCCAGAUUUUCGAAGCCGUCUGCGGGGUUAAAGCCCUCGCGCACGUCAGGGUGUUCGCCAGGGUUCAGCCCAAGCAGAAAGAGUUCAUCAUCACCCGGCUCAAUUCCAUAGGAUUGGUAACUUCUAUGACAGGGGACGGAACCAAUGACAUGGGAGCACUGAAACACGCUCAUAUUGGCGUCGCGCUGCUCUCCGACGGACCGGCAAAACCCAAACCGAUAAAGCCGCGUCCUAGACCCGAGCAACUUUUGCAGAGACUCCCGCCCCACGAGAGAACUCGAGCGAGUUUAGAGCAAAUGCUGAAGGUGGGUUGAACAUUCCGUUGUGCCCUGAAUCGGCUGAGCCGGAGAAGAAUUCCGAAUUCGAUAUUCUGAGGUGACUUUGAAUCUCCCCCGCAGGACCUGGAGCAAGAGGAAGCCGUUGAGGUGGUGAAGCUCGGUGAUGCGUCUAUCGCAGCUCCUUUCACGUAUAAAGGCUCCUCUGUCGAAUGCCUGUGUCACAUUCUCAAACAAGGACGUUGUACCCUGGUCACCACGCUGCAGAUGUUCAAAAUCCUCGCGUUGAACGCGUUGAUUCUUGCUUAUUCCCAAUCGGUGCUCUACCUCGACGGAAUCAAAUUUUCAGACUCUCAGGCCACACUGCAGGGACUCCUGUUAGCGGCGUGCUUCCUUUUCAUCUCAAGAUCGAAGCCGCUGGAGAAACUCUCCUCGAAACGACCUCUGGCAAACAUAUUCAACGCGUACACGUUGUUGACAGUGAUGCUGCAGUUUGCGGUGCACCUGACGACUCUCGUUUAUCUGACUGGUUUAUACGAAGGCCUCAAGCCGAAGGAGGUGAAGGAAGACUCCAAGUUCGAGCCGUCUCUCCUAAACUCCACCGUUUAUGUUCUCUCGAUAGCCUUGCAAAUUUCGACGUUCGCGGUUAACUACCGAGGUCGACCCUUCAUGGAAAGUCUUUGGGAGCACAAGCCUCUAAUGUACGCCUUGGUGGUUCCAAGUCUCGUUGUGAUGGCGCUGGUGAACAACCUGAUGCCCGAUCUCUCCGCGCAGCUGGAGCUUGUGGAAUUCCCGCCAGAUCAGGGACAAUUGAUCCUAGGAACUCUGAUAGCGGACUUCUUGGCAGCUUUGUGCAUCGACAGAGCCUUGGCCGCGGUCUUGGCCCGAGGCGAUGCCAUCCCCUUACCGCGAUUGAAGAAAUGA